Molecule: messenger RNA, 453 nt
Organism: Suillus subalutaceus
Lineage: Eukaryota; Fungi; Basidiomycota; Agaricomycetes; Boletales; Suillaceae
Exons: 1
Source: RefSeq, a predicted model, not a curated record
GCAGUUGCUGUCAUUGAACAGAUAGGCUCGCAAUUCGGUCUUAAUGACAAGCAGUGGAUGGUGUUCCGUGUCAUCGCUGGUCACUUUGUUGCUAAAUCCGUUCUUAAAUCAAAUGACGGGUGUGAUCAACUCACUAUGCUCAUGAUGGGUCCUGGUGGUACUGGAAAAACACAUGUUGUCAAGGCAGUGCAAGCCGUUAUGAAGUCAUAUGGCUGUGCACAUCUCAUCCGAUACUUGGCACCUACGGGUUCAGCUGCAUCACUGAUCAAGGGGAUGAUGGUCCACAAGGGCCUGGGUCUGAAAAUCAAAUCAAACGGCAAAGGUAAAGGCAAUCGUGACACAGGGGAAUCUUCUGAAGACUAUUCAGUCUUGAUCAGCGUGCAAAACCGCACUUUGCUGCGUGAUGAAUGGAAAAAUGUGGAAUAUUUGCUGAUUGAUGAGGUCUCACUGGUU